Penicillium soppii is the source of this 381-nucleotide messenger RNA. Its product is annotated as succinate dehydrogenase assembly factor 3. Gene Ontology annotation, biological process: mitochondrial respiratory chain complex II assembly; succinate metabolic process. Lineage: Eukaryota; Fungi; Ascomycota; Eurotiomycetes; Eurotiales; Aspergillaceae. Gene Ontology annotation, cellular component: mitochondrion; mitochondrial intermembrane space. The record is from RefSeq and is a predicted model, not a curated record. The coding region runs from base 1 to 381 and encodes 126 amino acids. The transcript is spliced from 3 exons.
AUGCGGAUUGCUCAGCGCCUACUCAUGGCCACACCGGCCUCGAUCGGUUCCAAGUCCAGUCUCAGCGAAGCUCUCGCGCUCCUCCCGCCUCUCCAACUGUACCGCCGCAUUCUGCGCGUCCACCGCAAACUCGACCCUGAGAUGCGCGUGUUGGGCGACUCUUAUGUCAAGAAUGAGUUCCGCGCACACAGAAGUGCGGAGAAUCCCUUUCACAUUAUCGGAUUCUUGACAGAGUGGCAGCUUUACGCGCAGAAGCUGGAGAGUAGCAAAUAUGAAGGAGAGAAGUUGGAUAAAUCCAAGCUGGAUAAAAUGAGUGAUCAGCAACUCGGACAGCUUCUUGAGCUAAUGGAGGCCCUCAAGAAGGACGGAGAAGGCCAAUAA